ACAACACAACACAACACACAGCUCGAUGGCGGCCAGGCGGCGGCGAUCAUGAUCGCAGCGCUGGAAAAAAAAAGCCCGUGUCACACAGUCGCCCGAAACUAACUCAGCAGGUCUCCAUGGUGGGCAAGGGGGUGAAGCGGAAGCGGCAUGCCGAGGGGGGGCUGGACCCCUCCUUCCAGAAGCUGGCCGACUGCCCGCAGUCCUACAGCCUGAAGCGGCAGCUGGUGCUCAACACGUCGCUGAACAAGAUGCAGAGCGGCCGGGCGCUGCCCGAGCUCAGCCUCCGGCGCACCGUGCUGAUCGCCAACACCCUGCGGCAGAUCCAGGAGGAGAUGCGGGUGGAGAGCAGCCAGCUGGCGUCCACCAUGGACCUGGAGGGGUGCGGCGGGGCGGAGCUGGGCACGGCGCGGGAACCCCCUCCCUCCCGCCUCUCCACCGAGAGCUACCCGGACGGCCUCGACGACUACAUGCCCCUCGCCUCCGACGAGGACUUCUCCCUCUCCUCCGCCAUCAACUCCAUCCUGCGGGACUUGGACAUCGUCAUCGACGGCAGCCCCUCGCUCUCCCCCCCUCCCGACGACGAGGUGGCGGAGCCCAUGGAGCUGGCGGCUGAGGACGAGGACGGGGCCCAGCCCUCGGGGCAACACAGGCCCCUGGAGUCGGUGUUCGGCAGCUUCGAGAUCAUGAGCUCCAGCUACCUGGUGGGGGUGACCCUGGACGAUCUCUUCCUCGACAUCGACACGUCCCUGUGCGAGUGCGAGGCGCCGUCAACGGUUCUGACGACCGGCGGCAGAGUCACCGCCCCGAGCCCGGCCGACGACUCGACCAAGAGCUUCCCCUCGUUGCUCGGCACCAACCCCAGUUUAAGGACGGACCUGAACGACCUUGAUCACAUCAUGGAGAUCCUGGUCAGCUCUUAAAAAAAAAACAAAACAAAAAAAACACAAAGAGGAAAAAAAGAGCCACUACACUGUGACGGGAUUCCGACUGACUUCCACUAGCCAAAGAUGGCGCCUCCUGCCUUCUUCUUCUUGCGUAUGGCUUGCACAGCCUAAAGUUGUAGAUCA
This is a messenger RNA of Leucoraja erinaceus (little skate), 1067 nucleotides long. RefSeq names its product SERTA domain-containing protein 2-like. Gene Ontology annotation, molecular function: transcription regulator activity. Gene Ontology annotation, cellular component: nucleus. The transcript is spliced from 2 exons. NCBI's taxonomy places the organism in Eukaryota, Metazoa, Chordata, Chondrichthyes, Rajiformes, Rajidae. The record is from RefSeq and is a predicted model, not a curated record. Bases 117 to 920 code for a protein of 267 amino acids.